This is a messenger RNA of Ziziphus jujuba (common jujube), 1053 nucleotides long. RefSeq lists its product as uncharacterized. Gene Ontology annotation, cellular component: cytoplasm. NCBI's taxonomy places the organism in Eukaryota, Viridiplantae, Streptophyta, Magnoliopsida, Rosales, Rhamnaceae. The transcript is spliced from 4 exons. Gene Ontology annotation, molecular function: mRNA binding. The record is from RefSeq and is a predicted model, not a curated record. Bases 316 to 753 code for a protein of 145 amino acids.
AGCUAGCUAGUUGAGUUCAGGAUUAACAUUUUAUCUAGAAAAAAUCUUAAUUAAGGAAUCCCCAUUAAGGGCAGCCAAAAAAACAAAAAAAAAAAGAAAAAAAAAUAACAUCUCGAGAAAGGAGGGAAUAUGAAGGAAACAUCCAUGGGCCAUGGCCCCCACAAAUGAGGCUUUGAACAUGUAUAUAAACCCUCCUAGCUCCAACAACAAGGAUCACCAACUCAUUCACAAAAACCUUCUCUUCAAGCAAAUACCAAGAAAAACAAAGUUUCUUUACUUCAAGCCCUUUGCUUAUUACUCAAGACAGAGAUAAGAAUGAGCUGGGGAGGAGGAGAUUGGAUGUGUGGUGCAUGCCAGCACUUGAAUUUUAAGAAGAGAGACGCAUGCCAACGUUGCCAGUACCCGAAGUAUGGUGGUCCUGACCCAUCAACAUAUGGUUGCAACAGGACAGAGGUUUUGGCAGGGGACUGGUAUUGCAAUGCUAUCAACUGUGGUGUUCACAAUUACGCUAGCCGUUCCAACUGCUAUCGCUGUGGUGCACUGAAAAAUGACUAUUCUGGUGCUUAUGAAGCUGGCAUGAUUGGUUCCGCUGAUUAUGGAUCUGAUGCCAGUGUCCCUCCUGGAUGGAAAACAGGUGAUUGGAUUUGCAAUAGAGUUGGAUGUGGUGUGCACAAUUAUGCAAGCAGAAUGGAAUGCUUCAAAUGCAAAACACCAAGGGAUUAUGGUGAGAAACCCUCCGCCUCUGGGUCCUAGAAAAAGCAUUUUUUUGGGUUUUCAUCUAAUAAUGGUUCAGCAGGUGGUGCACUUUAAGGGAGAAAAAAAGGGCUAUGAAAAGAUUUAUGUGAUGUCUCACAAAAUGCUGCUCUUUCACUUUCUUUUUAGAGACUAAUAAGCCAAGUCAGAUUGAAGGCAGUUUUUUUUUUUUUUUUUUUUUUUCCAAGAAAAGACUUGUACUUUUGUACUAGGACUUGGGAGGGCAUUCUAUAGUUCUAUGUUGCAAUGUAUUCUUACAUGGAAUUAAUGAAAGUCCCUUCUUUUCUUUUCCAUUUUCAA